AUGGUCCACAGGCUUGUCAAGUCCGCGGGCUGUAAUGUCCCCUCGCCGCGCCGCUCGCGCCGCUCGCGCCGCCUCGCCGCCUCCUCCGCUGCGCCCUCGCCAAGCUCGCGAACGAUCCUCGUGGGCGAUGUCCACGGCUGCCUUGAUGAGCUCAAGUCGCUCCUCCAGGCGUGCGGCUUCGAUGCCAGCACCGAUCAUGUCGUCCUGGUCGGCGAUCUCGUCAACAAGGGCCCGCAUUCAGCCGAGACUGUCGCCUAUGCGCGCGAGAGCGGCUUCGCCUGCGUCCGCGGCAACCACGACGAUGCGGCCCUCUUUGCCCACGAGGCGAGGAGCGAGGCCGGCGCUCGAGGCAGCGACUCGAAGUACAGCGAGCUCAAGUACGCUUGGGUCGACGCGCUCGGCGAGGCGGAUCUGGCCUUCUUGCGAGAGCUGCCGCACACGCUCCGCCUCGAGCGAGAGGAGGUCCUCGUCGUGCACGCCGGCGUG
This is a messenger RNA of Emiliania huxleyi CCMP1516, 486 nucleotides long. RefSeq lists its product as hypothetical. The transcript has 3 exons. The record is from RefSeq and is a predicted model, not a curated record. The annotation marks the transcript as partial. NCBI's taxonomy places the organism in Eukaryota, Haptophyta, Isochrysidales, Noelaerhabdaceae. Gene Ontology annotation, biological process: polyphosphate catabolic process. Gene Ontology annotation, molecular function: phosphatase activity; endopolyphosphatase activity. Gene Ontology annotation, cellular component: cytoplasm.